CUUGCCAUUAUCAAUUCAUCCCCCUUUCGUCUCGUUUGCUCCGGAGUAUUAUGCAGGUAUAUUUCGAUUUAAAUUAUCCGAAAAAUUCCGAGAGAGAGAUGUUUUGUGCACAUGUAACAACAUAAAAUAUAAAAAGUUGAAGAAUUAUUCCGAUGAAAAAUAACGACGAUGAACACCACGGAAAGAGAAGACGAUCCCGUCGUGAAAGAGAUACCAGUGUAUCUUUCCAAGACUUUGGCGGAUAAAUUAUUUAUUAUUCAGUAUCCUGCAUAUGUCAAAGAUAAUUACCCCAAUGCUACCUUCUCGAAAACUUUCGUUAAACCUGAAAACCAAAAAAUUCGUAUGGAACUUGCAAUGGAUACGUCGAAUAAACAUUCUUAUGAUUGCUACAUGGGAAAACAGUUGGCUUUAAAAACAGAUGGAAAAUCUACAGAAAAUGAUGAAAUAGUGUUUGAUAAUGGACUGAUGGAUAAGGUUGUAUUGACUUCAGAACGGACGUUGUCGGACUGCUCAAAUUUCGCAGUCGGGAUCUUUCAGGAUGAUGAGCUACACAUCACACCAUUGAAAUCAAUGUUGCAUAUGAAACUGCAGUGCGAUUAUCUUGACGAAAAUGAUAAGCAUGGGACAAAGAACACUGGAGAAGACGACGACGAGGAGGAAGAUAACGCUACUCCGGUGAAGGUAACAUUCGCUAGGCAUCUGUCGGAUAACCUGAAGAAGCUGCAGGAGCAAUCUUUCCAACAUCACAACAGAAAGAGCCAGGAGGAGCGUUGGAUGCAUACGAAUUACAUACCGGCUUACGAUACGCAAGCUGAGUCGACACGGAUGGAGAUGUUCUGCCCAUCGGCCGAAGAAUCAAUAAAUAAUCUGAAUUUGGGCCAGGAAAAUUAUCUGCGUCUGUUGGUACCCCAGUUACCUGAUGAGUGCUAUUUGCAAUCCACCUCUGAGGAUCAGACAGAUCUUCAUCACAUUUUGACUUUGCCUUUGCUAGACCAAAUCAGGAAAAUCAUGAAACAAGUGAGAGUUAUAUCCUUUGCAAAAUUAUGCGAAAUUCUAUCGCCGGAACAGGAUACAAUAACAAUACUCAAGUAUUUACAGCAAGUAGCUAUGCUGGUGCAGGGUAACUGGGUCGUGAAUAGUGAACUGAUAUAUCCCAAAGACAGCCUUUCUCCUCAAAACAGUACUUCUGAAUUCAUGUGCAGAACACGUGAUUAUAUUUUAUUAUUAUUUACCGAACAACAAUAUCUCAAUCGCAAAACGAUCUCGUCCGUCAUCAAGUUGCCAUCAGAAGAAAUUAAUCAGAUUUUUAUGGAGCUUGGAACGUAUGAAUCGGGGAAAGGUUGGCAACUGAAAGAACCACUCAACUGGGAUUUCUGCAAGAGAUAUUCCGAGAUCGUCCAGCGACAACAAAUGUUUUGGGAUGCGAAGAGGAAACAUCUGCGCGAAAUAAUGGAAGCGCAAAAUCAGCCACCGCAGCGUCAACGCCGGAAGUCGAAUCGGGAAUCGCUAGGUUCGGAAAACGAAGAGAGAAACGUUGGCCGUGGCCGAAAAUCGGUUAAGGAAUCAUCUGUAUCGGAUAACGACGGUGCAAUAACUGAAUCGGUUAAGCACAAGAAAAGUCGCUCCAGGAAAAUAUCAGAAACCACGUGACCAAAAUCAGUGCAUCGCGGUAGCUUAAAAUUCCUCUUUUUACCGGUCACUCUGAUCGUUGUCAUGUCGUAUCUAUGAAUCACGUGACUGCUUCGCUAUGAAUCAUGAGAUUUCUCUGCAAUGUCACGUCGACUAUGUUGGAAGUUGAGUUUUCCAGAAAUAUAUUCGAGGCUUAUGUUCAAAAAUAAAUCCCUAAUUAAUGCAAUGUGCAAAUAUAGUAUAUUAUAUUAGUAUGUUAUGCUAUAUUUAUUAAUGCAACUCUGAAUUUACACGCAAAAACACAAAUAUAUAUUUAUACAUACUGCACGCUUAUUAUAGGGGAGAGUGGGGAGUUUUGAAGCACGCUUUGUUUGGGGCUCAAAAGUACCACAAAAAAAUUUUUUUUUUUUUUUCACAUUUUAUCUAACCGAAUCUCUAGAGCAUCUUAAAAUACACCUCCUGGUUGAUGGAUUUGCAUAAAAUCCAAAGUCAUCGGCAAUUUUUGUCUGUUGGCCCAAAAAACUGCUUUUUGGAAUUUUCAAAAAUCGUGGGGAAUUGUGAAGCACGACUAAAAAUCGCUAUAUUUUAAAAUUGCCACCGCGUCAGUAACACAUCGAAUGUUUUUGCAUAAAUACAUUUGAACGUCGAAAGCCUAAUCAUUGUUGAUUAAUUUGUGUGCACUCACCUUUUCGAUUCGCUUGAAAAUGUUUAUGAAACUGCCACAAACACGAAUGCUCAAUAAAACUUUCCGAACAAAAUGUUGAACACACUGUCUGGAGAGAUACAACAAAGGUGUGCUAUCGGGAUGAAUGCUACAAGAAAACUGAGAUAUUAGGAGAACCAAUGUUUUCAGUAUGUAAGACCUAUCAAAACCACAACUAAGCGACAUCUAUGGCCGUGCUUCGCAACUCCCCAUGCUUCAAAACUCCCCACUGUCCCCUACGUAUUAUAUACAUGCGCGUAUAUGUGCGUAUAUUUAUAAUAUAUUACACACAAAUGUAAGAAAUUAAGAGUAAUAUACUAUAUUUAUACAUGCUUUCCAUGUCUCAAUUGUGGGACGUUCUGUAGAUGCGAUUAAUAAUUAGUAUGGAUUUUAAUACACACGUUAAGGAGAGUUAAAAUUAAAUAUAUAUACAUUCGGAUUUUUUUUUUGGAACAAAUAUCCUUGAUUCGAGCAUGACUGAGCAAGCUUUGCUAGCAAUAGACUUUUCUUAUUACACAUGUAGACUAAAAUACAUACACGUUCACACAUACACAAGAUUUUAUGUAUAUAUGAAAUAUAGACAUUUUACGUACACAUAAGAUUCCAUAAUAGGAAUGUACUGUAAUUGUAUCCGAUGUUUUCUGAGUGUAUUGUUUUG
Messenger RNA from Trachymyrmex cornetzi, 2990 nucleotides. RefSeq names its product RNA polymerase III subunit E (gene Polr3E). The record is from RefSeq and is a predicted model, not a curated record. Lineage: Eukaryota; Metazoa; Arthropoda; Insecta; Hymenoptera; Formicidae. Gene Ontology annotation, cellular component: RNA polymerase III complex; nucleus. Gene Ontology annotation, biological process: tRNA transcription by RNA polymerase III. Bases 169 to 1650 code for a protein of 493 amino acids. The transcript is spliced from 8 exons.